Molecule: messenger RNA, 291 nt
Organism: Mytilinidion resinicola
Lineage: Eukaryota; Fungi; Ascomycota; Dothideomycetes; Mytilinidiales; Mytilinidiaceae
Exons: 1
Source: RefSeq, a predicted model, not a curated record
CCGUACACGAGAAAGUAUGAUUCCUUAGCGAAAGACCACAAUGAAAUUCGCUUGAUCAAACUCUCGUCAUCCUCCGAUCCUAACUACGACAUUGGUUGCGAGCUUAUCGUAACCUCUCUCGAUGAGAACCCAAAAUACAAAGCUCUCUCUUAUACAUGGGGGAACCCCAACGACACAGUACCCAUCACGCUCAACGACCAGCGCUUUGAUAUUACUCGCAAUCUAAAAAAGGCUCUUCAAAGCCUUCGCACGCUUGACACGGAUACCCCGUACUGGGUCGACGCCAUUUGC